This is a messenger RNA of Poeciliopsis prolifica (blackstripe livebearer), 1244 nucleotides long. It is a transcript of the gene srek1ip1, whose product is annotated as SREK1-interacting protein 1. Bases 128 to 649 code for a protein of 173 amino acids. The transcript has 5 exons. Lineage: Eukaryota; Metazoa; Chordata; Actinopteri; Cyprinodontiformes; Poeciliidae. Gene Ontology annotation, molecular function: nucleic acid binding; zinc ion binding. The record is from RefSeq and is a predicted model, not a curated record.
AACCUAGUAGUUUCGAGAACAAAUGUUUCCGGCCGACGGUAUUUUGCCUUCGGACUCGUCGACAGUUUGCUUCGCGCUUAAACAUCAUUAAUUUCUGGACCGUAUUGACUUUCUUCCAUAAGCUGUAAUGGCGCUCCCUGGCCCUAAUAAAGACAACAUCAGAGCUGGGUGUAAGAAAUGUGGAUACCCCGGCCAUUUAACAUUCGAGUGUCGAAAUUUUGUCCGAGUUGACCCCCAGAAGGACAUUGUUCUGGAUGUAAGCAGCACCAGCAGCGAGGAGAGUGAAGACGACGUGCCUGUUUCUCAGCACACUGAGAAAUCGGGUCGAAGUGUGCUGCGCCAAAAAGAUUCCUGUGAUGAAGAUGACAGAAAAAAGAGACGUAAACGAAAGAAGAGCAAAGAUAGAAAAUCAAGAAAAAGAUCUGCAUCAUCCAGUGAUGAAGAACCAAAAAAGAGAAAGAAACACAGCAGAUCCGGCUCCUCGUCUGAUGAGGAAGACAGGAGAAAGAAAAAGAAACAAAGUCACAAGAAGAAAAGCAAAAAACCCAAAAAGGAGCAUGGGAAACAUCACAAAAAGAAAGAGAGAAAGAGAAAACACAAGUCGUCAUCCUCUUCUUCAUCAGCUAGUGAAUCAUCAGAAAGUGACUGAACCACCAAUCCGUAGCCUCAAGAUGUCUGACGUUAAUGAAGCAGAUCAUGUAUAUUGUGUCUUAUGACUGUGGUGUAAAUAGUUUGAAUCACCUUUUUUAUAACGUGUGUCCAUACACUGCUGCGUCUUUAGAUGGUGACAUUAUGACAGCAUUAUUUGUUGGCGCUCUGCAUUCUCAAUAGCAGGUACAAGACGCACCACAUGCUGUGAUAAAGUUUUGCCUUCCUUUCCCAGACCUAUCGUCAUUUGCCGUAUUUAUGCACAAUAAUUAGAAUUUCAUCAGAUGUACUCCAUCAUAUGUGCACUGAUUUUACAUGUCAUAAAGAUUAAUGGCUGUGCAAAUGUUGGUUUUAUCUCCUUUUAUGUUUUUCAGGCUGUAUUAAAAGAUCAAAUGUAAACGAAACUCCUUAGGUUUUAUAUUACCGUGACUUUGUGGUAUAGAUAGUGAAUUCAGAUCAUAACUAUGACUUAUUAGUGCUUGGUAGCUAUACUAUGUCAGUAUUGGAAAGACACCUUUUUUUUUAGUCUAGAAGUUUGGUUUAUAAUCAAAAUAAAUCCCUGACAGGUGUUGGUGCCACAGUACAGAUGCUCUUGC